Molecule: messenger RNA, 3922 nt
Organism: Harpegnathos saltator (Jerdon's jumping ant)
Lineage: Eukaryota; Metazoa; Arthropoda; Insecta; Hymenoptera; Formicidae
Exons: 2
Coding region: 1643-3088 (481 amino acids)
Source: RefSeq, a predicted model, not a curated record
GUCGUCGUCGUCGUCGUCGUCGUCAUCGUCGUCAUCGUCGUCGACAUGGUGGUGGGUCGCAAAAAUCGCGUGUUACAUCGCGCUCGAUGACGACGACGACGACGCGGCCAUGCGGCGCGCAAAGAAUAAAACGCAUCGGCGCGCAACUUACUCUUAAUUGGUCCGCCAUGCUGGCCAUGCGCCGGCCGGCUGGCAAGCGGAAACAAUUUUUUUCAUCCUGCGUACGAUUUCCCGUUUGCGAUGUGUAUCACAGAAACGCUUGUUCGCGUUGCCAAUGGUAUGGUCGACGACGUCGCGAUGCUCGUUGAUUCGCACAUUGUGCGUUUCUGUUCGUCGACUGUCCGAACCCGCGGAAAAUCUCUCUCGGGGCGUCUGUCGUUUCCCGCCAUUUUUCGCGUCCUCUGAAUGUUACUACGCUCACAUGCGCGCGCGCACGCCGCGUUUUUGCGCACCGCGGAAAAUAGUUCCGGAUACUUGACGCGAACGAGCAUCCUCCCCUUCAAUGGGGUGGGAAAGGGGGUGGCUGGCGCUACGCUCCACGUCCCCAUUUAAAAAAAUCAAUACUUAAUAAUUAGCAAUUAAUACGCGCGCCGAGUGCACGUGUGUGCGUAUGUCUGGCGAUUACCCUCCUUCCCGCCCUUCUUCCCUCUCUUUUCCUCUGCUCCCUCCCCCAUCGGCGUGCCCGUCGAUCCUAACAAUAAAGCCGCGUUCGUAUAAUGAGGCGAUCAUUAUUUUGUUAAUUAUUCGUAUUGACGUUUAUUAUUUUCCUUUUUCGUCCUGGCGACUGCGGGACUGCGCGCGCGAGAUUACAUGCGAAUCGGGAGAGAAACGUGCGAUGCCCGAGAGAGGAAUUUUCGCUGUGACGGAUGGAUGAAGAUAAUCCUCCGGAAAAUGUAACGAAGCGAUGACGAUUACGUGUUCAUCACGAUCGGCGAUGAUAAUGAUAGCGAUAUUUCCAAUCGGGUGACAACUCGCUCGAACGUUUUGAUUUCGUCGCCUUUUUGACGCUAAAAUUCUGACAAUGCACAACUGCUAUGAACAGUGUUUCAAAUUGAACGAACAUUAACGAAGCAAGUACAAACGAUAUCGUAGCCGUAAUUAUUAAUGCAAUAAUAUUUGAACAAACAAGUAAAUAUCAAUCGCGUAGAAUUAUUUUCUUAGCAUGAGAUAUUAAGGACCAUGAGCAAUUUCCGACGAUUGAUAUAUCUCAUUAUUAUUUUUAUAUUAUUGUUAUUAAGACCAUUGUUCAUUAUAAUUAUGGCUCAUUAUUGUUUAUACAUGUAUGUAUGUGUUCGAGUAUUCUUUUCAAAAUGGAUUCAUUUGUUGAAGAUGUUAACGUUGACAUUUUUGACAAUCACGAUAGAAAACGUAAAGAAAACAAAAGCAAAUAACACAGACAGGCUAUAACCUAUGAGAACAUCUCCAGAGCAAUUAAGAGCAUCAGCAUGGAGAUAAUUACUAAAUUUUCGUCAUUCUCUACGGGGACUCCACGAGAAAAAGGCGAAAUCACGUAUCGCAAUGUCUCAUAGAAUACACGUUAUUAUCAGAAAAAGUCACUUUGCAUUACCUUUCACAUAUCUCUAACAAAUAUAUUUGUAACACGCGAUCUCUCUUCUUCUGUGUAAAUUACCGGCGAGAAAGAAUGUCGAACAAUCAAAUCUGUGGCUACAUAUCUUUGCUGUACAGCGUCGCGGGCAAACCGCUGGAUUUAUGGUCGAAGCACGUUUCUUUGGGCGGCAAGAUCCGUAGGGUGAGCGAUGAUAUGCUACACGGCGACAGAGUGAUCGAGAUCGUGGGUCCCCAUGACAGUAUCGUUUCCACGAGCAUAACUGCUCCUGCCGAGGUCGUAAACACUUUGAACAUAAGGCUGCCGGUUCUCGUAUUAAUAAUAAAGAAUUUGAAAUCACACUUCAAAUUGGAAGUCCAGAUAACAGAUAAGAACCAGUAUCGAAAGAGAUUCUCGUUCAUGACAUACAAUCUCGAGAAAUUACCAAGUAUCAAUGCAAGCACGGCAUGUAUUCCACUGAAAUUGGAAGAAUGUUGGAACAUCCUGGAGAUAAAUCUUCAGACACUUUGUCGCAUGGUGUACGGGACGGAUUACGAGGCGCUCCAAAGGAUGAUUGUCUAUUCCGAUUGUCGUCUAAGGAGAGUAUAUCUGCAAGAUCGUCAUUAUGGUCAUGAUGAAACGCCUAUCGAAUUGUGCAACGCAUUUCUCGAUGCGUAUAUGUCCAAGUGGGGAAUUAAUUUCAUGGAGAAGACUUGUCAGACAGAAGAAUGUUAUACAGGUUUCACACAUGUAUUUCAUACAAGUAGUAAUCAUACACAUCGAUAUGUCUAUUUUUCGUUUAACUUUUUAGGAUUAUCAAAACAGCGCGAUUCGAAUCCUUUGAAAAGUAACAAUACGGCUGUAAAAAGUAAGGCUACUGUUUUAUCAGUAAAAGCUGGCUCAUCUAAAGAUACUAAUGACACUGAUAAGUCGGAUAAUUUAAGCGCACUUGGUACUAUCAUGAAUUUGCAUGAUUCUAAAAUAUUGAAGGGGAAUUAUGUAUCAUUAGGCACAUUAAACAAUGAAGCGAAAAUGCAUAGCAAUCAGUAUGUUAUCAGACAACAAAAUUGGAUUGGUCGUCCGAAAUUUUUAAUGAACGAAACGACCGUAAGAAAUAAGCUAAGAGAGACUAGUAAUAACAUGACGGAAAAACAGGAAAACCGAAACAAAAAAGUAAUACACGAGACAGGGGAUGCAAAUUCCUUCGUGAAACUUAAUCAUAUGUUGCAUCUUGCGUCUCCUGCCAGAACAAGUCAGUUUUUGAGGAUGCAUGUCGACAAGACACUAUUCCAGAAUAAUUCCCAAAAUAAAACAGAAUUUCCAAAACGUCUGUAUCCAUAUAGAAUUCGAGAUUCGAAAGAUACUCCUGUUGCACAAAAAAGUAAUGUUGAUUCUGUUACGAAUACAAAAUUUAGAAUAUCUGUCACCAAUUUUCCUGUAGCUUCUAAACCCAAUUUAUCUACAAAUACUGGCAUUAGCUGCAAUAAAAUGAAGAAUGAUAUAAUUGCCUCAAGUGACAAAUAUUUAAAAAAAAAAAAAUAACCAUUAACGGUUUAAGAUCUUUGGUUACUGUUGAGGAAAAUGUUGAAGAUGGUUGUAUUUCACAUUUGAUCGGAGAAAGGACAGAACAGAGUAAUGUGAAAUCGCAAAGCCUGAAUUUGAAAACAAAUGAUAAAACUAUAUCUGAUCUUAUGGCUACAUAGUCUUGUAGGUAAAAGAUCCUUCGAAAAAUUACAGGAUAAAGAACUUAUCAGACCGUUAAUAGAACUGUCUACUUAUAACGCGAGAAAUUCCUGCAGAUAACAGAAACUUGUACAUGGACGCAGAUGAUGCAUGCAGAAGUAUAUACUGGUUUGUGAUUAAUUUAAUCAUUAGCUGGAAAUUCAUCUAAAAAAAUAUACUAUUUAAGAUUUCAUGUAAAAGGACAAAAAUAAUGUGUAAUAAACAUAAAACAUUAUUUUAAUUGUUGUUGAGUAAAAGAGAGUAAUCUUAAAAUUUUAACAUUUUAUUUUUAAAGUGGCUUCAACAAGUUUCAGUGAAUUCAAAUAUACAAUUCAUUAAUAAUUAAUCCUUUUAAUAUCUUUUAAUACUUUUUUUGCUUUUUUGAGCUAAUAAAAAUCAUUUAAAUUCUACUGACACAACUUGUCCUUUGGAUACGAUCGAUUCAAAGAGCACAUUUAUAUCUUGUGAUUAACCAUGGACUCCAAGUGUUUCCAUGUAACUUAUGUCACAUAUACUAUAGCUUUUAAUUUAAGUAAAGUCAAGUUAAGUUAAGCAAUAUCUGGUUUUAUCUGUAAUCCAAUUUUUAUGGUACAGCACAAGCUUCAUCUUUCUCAUAAACUCAUAAUCAUUGAUAUUUUUUGCUGUUUUUGAUGA